AUGAUCUCUGACGGCGGGGACGGGACCGUGGCAACAGCCCCUAGGGGGAAGGGGGGAGGGGAGGGGGCGGUGAAAAUAGUCCGUGUGGCGCGGGGCGAGGCAGUGUGCAGUGUGCGCGCAGGACCGCCGGACAGCGCGCCGCACGCCCACCGGCAGUGCUUCCGCGCCCGCGCCCGUGGCUUCGCGAGUGCUCCGUCGUGCUUGUGUGUGGAAUGUGCAACACCCAUGCCCAGUGACAGCACCGCCGGCAGGAGCGGCGCUGCGCCCGUGACGGCGACGGUAACCGUCACGACCAAGACGUCGACGACGCACGUAGUGGCCGCCAAGAGGACCCGCAGCGCAGCCACGUUCAUGUCCACCGCCAAGACGACGCGCGCAGCAGAAACUAAGAGCGACUGGAGUCUACAGAUGGGGGUUCCCGCGGCGCUGCACUUCAUCGAGACCCGGUCACGCCUCUUCGCGUCCGCGGUCGCCGGCGGCGUCGGCGCCGGGGGCAGCGGCGGCGCCGCGGGGCCCGUCGCCAUGCAGAAGUCCAAGUCGUCGUCGUCCGUGGUGCACCACGGCAGCCGCCUCGUCGCCAAGAAGAUAUGGCGCGCGCGCUCCAAGAGCCAGAGCCGCGCCUCGGCGCUGUCCACCUGCACCUGGACGCCGCAGGGCAACUGCACGUGGUCGAACGUGUCGGGGAGGCAGGUGCAGCUGUCGGACGCGCCGCUGCUGCAGCUGAGCGAGCCCGAGCGCCUGGUGCUGGCGCAGGUGGCGCUGGCCAAGCUGCGCGCGCUCAACCUGGGCGUCACCGUGCGAGUGCCCUCCGACACGGUGGCGGCGCCGUCGCACAAGCCGAAGAGGCGUGCCUACCUGCUCAAGCGGAAGGCGCUCACUACCGGCUUCUUCGACACCGGCCGCGCCAAGGACGCCGACAAGGACAAGGAGAACACGGGGCAGGUGUUCGGCGUGCCGCUGAGCCAGUGCGUGGAGAACGAGCGCGUGAGCAGGCUGGCGCUGAGGGGCAGCCGCAGCGGGGACCUGCGCCAGCAGUCGCGGCACGGCAGCCGCUCCUCCUUCAGCAGCCUCAUAGAGGGCGCCAGGCCCGAGGAGAGCGGCUCGUGCGAGAGCCUGCUGGUGGGCAGCGUGCCCGGGCUGCUGGACUCGCUGUCGUGCGGCUCCUCGGCCGACAUCCUGACGGCGCCGCCGCCCGAUGACGAACCGUGCAUCCCCGGCGUCGUGGCCGCCUGCCUCAACCAUCUCGAGACCUACGGCCUCAACACGCUCGGCAUCUUCCGCGUCAGCACCUCCAAGAAGAGGGUUCGCCAGUUGCGAGAAGACUUCGACAGUGGGAAGGACAUUACCCUUGGUCGGGAUCACUGUCCACAUGAUGUGGCCACUCUGUUGAAGGAGUAUUUCAGGGAUCUGCCAGAACCGUUGCUUUGCAGGGACCUGUAUCCAGCCUUCGUUCAGACACAGCGGAUACGAAACAGACGGCUGCAGUAUGAAGCUCUGCAGCACUUAAUUCAGCUCCUGCCUGUGGCAAACAGAGACACCUUGUGGUCACUCGUCAGCUUCUUGGCCAAUGUCGCAAGACAUGCUCCAGAUACCCAGGAUGCCUCAGGUGAAUGGGUCUUGGGUAACAAGAUGGAUUCUAACAAUUUGGCAACUGUUUUUGCUCCAAAUAUUCUGCACUGUGUAAAGCCAGGAGCAUCUAAAGACAUACCUACCACACAGGAAAGAGCAGAGGAUCGGAUAGAUGUUAUCAAUGUUUUACGCACUAUGAUAGAUCACUAUAGGGAUCUUUUUAUGGUGCCAGCAGAGCUUCUAGAUGAAGUGUAUGUGCAUAUGAUGGACAGUCACCCUGAUGCACUCAAUCAGCUUCUUAACAAACGUGCUGGGACAGAUGACGUCCUGGAUGAUUUGGAGACACCUACUCAAGAAAGUGAGUCAACAUCAACACCAAGAACACCAACAGCUGACAUUCUCGAGCUACAUCUAGAAGAACCAGCAGAAGCAUCGGAAGCACAUGGAGUUAUACGAAGAAUGUGGUCUCGUGAAGAGUUUCUCCAUGAAACAGCAGGCAUGGGUGGACCAGAUGUGGCAAUGAGACCCAGACAUAAAGAACGCACUCGAGAAAGACCUUCUAAGAAACGGUGGCGUGAGGAACCGCUGAAACACAAUCGUCCAGCCGAAGGAGACAGCAGAAAAUCUAGUGAUGCCAGUGCAGUAAGUGGUGAAGGUACUGUCAUCACUGCAUCACUGAAGAUUCCUGUCCCUGGAUCACUAGGCAUCGAUGAGAGUGACAUACCUUUCAUUGAAGACAGUGGCUGCAGUGCAUCCACAGACAGCCAGCAGGGAGCAGUGCAUGGGUCGACGACAAGACGGCGACGGCAGCACUCUGCUAGUGGUAGUGAUUCAUCGCAGACCUCAAUCCAUCCAUCUGCGUCAGCUGAUUCAGCACUGGGAUCUUCAUCAGUAGCCACCACAACCGUAAGCAGUCCGCCUCGACAUGCAACGCCACCAUCUCUUUGCAGCAGUGCUUCGCCUCCACCAUCCUGGGCAUCCAGUCCACCCACAUCUCCUGAUGCAGCUGCAAAUGCAUCGUUUGUGGGUCUACAUGAUGACAGAACAACUCAUCUAACUGCUGGUGCAAAGUCUUCCUCUGUUACUGCGUACCAGAGGCAACAGUCAGAACAAGUUAAAGGCACUGUAGUUAUGGCAAAGGAAGUGGCACCUAUUAUUCUUCAGAAAGUGACAUUUGCUUCCACAAGUGAGCUACGACAAACUCAGAAAGUGGCAGAACAAGCUCCAGUGAUACAUUCUAAAGAAUUUUCUCCUACUGUAGAACAGCACCAUGUUUCCAAAGGAAGUGGAAUGCCUGUCUCCACACUACAAGUAGCAGACCAGUUAUCUAAAAGUGCUAGCACUUCCUCUAUGCCAUCAGGUAGUGUUUCUUCUAAACAAGUGAUAGUACAGGACCCUAAGACAAAUGCAGAAGCAUUGGAACAAAGGCUAAGUGGUGACAGGAAGUACACUGCAAGUAUAUCAAGUAUUGGGGGAGCUGUUUUGCGCUCAAAGACAGCAGACAUAGAACGUAUGUUGAGGAUAGAGAAAGUGGAAAAUGCAAAAGCACCACAGGUGUUUGAACCUGCACAUCAGGGAGACCAAGAUGAUAAGAAGAAGUACACAAAGCGCAGGUAUACUGAAUCUCGUCAUCAGACAAGGCAUAUUCCUGAUGUAAACGCUUUGCGAGAUGCAGGUGUAGCAGCAGAUAUGUCUGUACCCACAGUAACUGCAGCCCAAAGAAGAAACCAACAGCAACAGGGGCCUGUGUAUAAGAGAAGAGAACUGAUUGCUAGUGAUCCAAAACAAAAUGAAACAUUUCUAUAAACAGUUUUGUAUUAUAUGAUUGCUAGUCAUCAGUGUGUUCCUGUUUUGUACUUGAUAAAUGUACCAUGAAGAAAGAAACUGUCUGACAUAUGCUUCUAUGAUGUACAUACACAACUUUUUCUUCACUAAUCUAUUCUUGUUGUAUGUUUGUCUGUGCAAUGUCACUACAAAAUAUUCACAACAUUGCUUCUCAAAACAGAUUUAAUAAGACAAUACCCCCCCCCCCCC
Schistocerca serialis cubense is the source of this 3603-nucleotide messenger RNA. RefSeq names its product rho GTPase-activating protein 6 (gene RhoGAP102A). The record is from RefSeq and is a predicted model, not a curated record. The coding region runs from base 1 to 3375 and encodes 1124 amino acids. NCBI's taxonomy places the organism in Eukaryota, Metazoa, Arthropoda, Insecta, Orthoptera, Acrididae. Gene Ontology annotation, biological process: signal transduction. The transcript is spliced from 15 exons.